AUGGUCGAUCUCAGCGAAGUUUGUAGACUUUGCCUACCUUACUGGGUACAGCAGGAUGUGGUAGCACUGGAGAGAGGAGACCAUAACAGUUGUGGGAAAAAUGGUGGUAAUGGUGGUGUUGGUUGCGGUGGUGGUGAUGGUAGUAGCAAUGUGGAGGUAUGGUGGUCGGUGUUAAUAGUGGGAUGUGGUGGUUAUGGGUGUAGAGGUAACAAUGGUGCUAGGGGUGGUGGUAGCGUCAAUAGUGGUAGUUGUGGUUGUGGUGGCAAUGGUGGCGAUUGUGAUUAUGGUGGAGUUAUGGUGGUGAUGGUGGCGGUGAUGGCAACAAUGGUGGUAGUGGCAGUCACUGAUGGCAGUUGCGGUGGUGGCAACAAUGGUGGUGGUAAUGGCAUAGGUGGUAUAAGCGUUCCAUUAACCGAAUCAAUCACUUCAACCCAACAGCUUCUUCACUUCUCUCAGCAGGCUGGUCUUAACCAAGCUGAGGCCACUAUCACCAGCGAUAAUGGCGAGUACCUCUUGGAGUUAUCAAUCGGAACACCGCCCUUUCCAAUCAAAGGAAUUGCUGACACAGGUAGUGAUCUAAUUUGGACCCAAUGCAACCCUUGCGUAAGUUGUUACAAACAAAAAGAUCCUGUUUUUGAACCCAAAAAAUCCUCAACCUACAAAGCCCUUUCUUGCUCUUCAAGCCAAUGUAACUCUCUAAAUGGUACUUGCUCUAGUGAGAGUUCUAGUAACUGCCAAUACGAAGUCACCUAUGGAGACCAAUCAUACAGCUAUGGAGAUUUUGCCAGAGAAACCCUAACCCUAGAAUCCACCACUGGCAGAAAUAUAGCAUUCCCAGAAACCCUAAUUGGAUGUGGGUUUGACAAUAAAUUUACCGCUGGUAGAGGUAGCGCGUCCGGCAUAGUAGGCCUUGGAGGUGGCUCAGAGUCCCUAAUUACCCAAUUGGGUUCUUCUAUUGGUGGAAAAUUCUCCCAUUGCUUGGUCCCAUUGGGUUCCGAAACCACAAGCAAGUUGAAUUUUGGUAGUAACGCUGUCGUUACAGGCGCUGGAGUUGUGUCCACUCCUAUAGUCCAGGGCCAAGAUCCUAAAACCUUCUACUUCUUGACCUUGGAAGGUAUAAGUGUUGGUAACACAAGAAUUCCUUCUUCGUCAUCAGCUGUCUCCUCAGGUGAAGGCAACAUUAUUAUCGAUUCUGGCACCACAUUGACCAUACUUCCACCAUCGGUGUACUCGGAUUUGGAAGCAGAAGUUGAUAAAGCCGUUGGUAGUUUGGAACAUGUGCGACUCCCCGGCGUUCCUUUGAAUCUUUGCUACAAGAUUAGUGAAUCCAGUUCUGAUGAUUUCAAGCCACCAACCAUCACUGUGCAUUUCAGCGGUGGCGAUUUGAAGUUGCCUCCGACUAACACCUUUAUUAGGGUCAGUGAGGAGGCUGUGUGCUUUGCUUUCGGUUCUUCUCCAAGUGUUUUAAUCUUUGGGAACCUGUCACAGAUGAACUUCUUGGUCGGAUAUGAUACUAAGGAGGGGACUGUUUCCUUCAAGCCAACUGACUGCACCAAGCAGCAGUAA
Messenger RNA from Pyrus x bretschneideri (Chinese white pear), 1566 nucleotides. Its product is annotated as aspartic proteinase CDR1-like. Gene Ontology annotation, molecular function: aspartic-type endopeptidase activity. Gene Ontology annotation, cellular component: extracellular region. Gene Ontology annotation, biological process: proteolysis. The transcript is spliced from 4 exons. The coding region runs from base 1 to 1566 and encodes 521 amino acids. The record is from RefSeq and is a predicted model, not a curated record. Lineage: Eukaryota; Viridiplantae; Streptophyta; Magnoliopsida; Rosales; Rosaceae.